This is a messenger RNA of Carlito syrichta (Philippine tarsier), 3264 nucleotides long. It is a transcript of the gene REPIN1, whose product is annotated as replication initiator 1. The transcript has 3 exons. Lineage: Eukaryota; Metazoa; Chordata; Mammalia; Primates; Tarsiidae. The record is from RefSeq and is a predicted model, not a curated record. The coding region runs from base 651 to 2168 and encodes 505 amino acids.
GGUCUGCGGCGUGGGGGGGAGCGCACCUGCGCACAGGCUUCGCGAGCUGCGCGGUGCGUGGGACCCGAAAUGGCUCACUCGUUGGAGCGGGUCCCGUGUGCUGUGAUCGUGGACGGAGGACACGCACCAAUACAAAAGGGGGGUGUGGGGCGUCUGCCACCGUGGCCAGUCAAGUUGCGGAAGGGGAUUCUGACCGAGUCUUGGUCACACGAGCUCGCCCUGCGCUGCCCCAUGGGAAACAGGCCUGGAAUUCCUGUUGGGAGGAGGGUGGGGGAAAGGAAGCCAGCAGAGAUUCCAGAGUUACUGCCAUAGGCCGGCCUUUGGCCAUCAGGAAAGGCCCAGACUCUGGCCAUAGAAUGGACAAUUCGUUCUGUGACCUUACCAGGGGAGGAAGUGACCCUCAAAGGCAGCAAUGUGCUUCCUUGGUGAAGGGGUACAUUCGUUUAUUAAUCCACUAUCCACUAAGGUCACUCCACCAAGCAGGGUGUGGGGCUUAAGGCUAGAGUGAGUAGCUUUGUGGGGGGAGGGGUUGUAGCUGGUGAGAACACAAAGAUGACUGUCCUGGAGGAGCUCAGAACCUCACUCUUGUUUUCUCUCCCCAUCCUACAGGUAAGGCUGGCCUCUCUGCAGUCGGAGGUCUGAGCUCUGCCAUGGGGAUAGGGGUGUCUUUACUGCUGCAGUUUUCUCUGACGUCUGGGGGCUACCGGAGUGUGGGCCAAAGCAGGCGUUGCAACCACAGAAGUAUCCCCAGGAACAUCCCCAGGAAGAGCUGGAAAAAACCUCAUCCCCAGCUCCACAGUCUCCAGGCAGAGGAAGAACCAAUGCUGGAACGUCGCUGCCGGGGCCCUCUGGCCAUGGGCCCAGCCCAGCCCAGACUCCUUUCUGGGUCCUCCCAGGAGUCAUCUCAGACCCUGGACAAGGAGCCCCACAGGCAGAGGCAACAAGGCACAUCAAUGACCUCGCCGGAUGGCCAAGCCCCAGGCAGGGCCCAUCGCUGUGUCCACUGUCGAAGGCACUUCCCAGGCUGGGUGACCCUGUGGCUUCAUGCCCGUCGGUGCCAGGCCCGACUUCCCCUGCCCUGCCCUGAGUGCAGCCAGCGCUUUCGCCAUGCCCCUUUCUUAGCGCUGCAUCGCCAGGUCCAUGCUGCUGCCACCCCAGAUCUGGGAUUUGCCUGCCACCUCUGUGGGCAGAGCUUCCAAGGCUGGGUGGCCCUAGUUCUGCAUCUGCGGGCCCACUCGGCUGCAAAGCGGCCCAUCGCUUGUCCCAAAUGCGAGAGACGCUUCUGGCGACGAAAGCAGCUUCGAGCUCACCUGCGGCGGUGCCACCCUCCUGCGCCGGAAGCCCGGCCCUUCAUAUGCGGCAACUGUGGCCGGAGCUUUGCCCAGUGGGACCAGCUGGUUGCUCACAAGCGGGUGCACGUAGCCGAGGCCCUGGAGGAGGCGGCAGCCAAAGCUCUGGGACCCCGGCCGAGGGGCCGCCCCGCGGUGACUGCCCCCCGGCCCGGCGGAGAUGCCGUCGACCGUCCUUUUCAGUGUGCCUGCUGCGGCAAGCGCUUCCGGCACAAGCCCAACUUGAUCGCCCACCGCCGCGUGCACACGGGCGAGCGGCCCUACCCGCGGCUCGAGCGCUUCCUGCGGGCGCACCAGCGGCAGCACACGGGGGAGCGGCCCUUCGCCUGCGCCGAGUGCGGGAAGAACUUCGGCAAGAAGACCCACCUGGUGGCGCACUCCCGGGUUCACUCCGGCGAGCGGCCCUUUGCCUGCGAGGAGUGCGGGCGCCGCUUCUCCCAGGGCAGCCACCUGGCGGCCCACCGGCGCGACCACGCGCCCGACCGGCCCUUCGUCUGCCCCGACUGCGGCAAGGCCUUCCGCCACAAGCCCUACCUGGCGGCCCACCGGCGCAUCCACACCGGCGAGAAGCCCUACGUCUGCCCCGACUGCGGCAAAGCCUUCAGCCAGAAGUCCAACCUGGUGUCCCACCGGCGCAUCCACACGGGCGAGCGGCCCUACGCCUGCCCCGACUGUGACCGCAGCUUCAGCCAGAAGUCCAACCUCAUCACCCACCGCAAGAGCCACAUCCGGGACGGCGCCUUCUGCUGUGCCAUCUGUGGCCAGACCUUUGACGAUGAGGAGAGACUCCUGGCCCAUCAGAAGAAGCACGAUGUCUGAGGCGGCCAGGGGCUGUGGCGGCUGAGCGAGGGCUGGGGUCCUUUGCAGCAGGAGUGUGGCAGCGGGCUUGGGGGUGCCUGCCUGGUGCUGGGGAAGGGGAUGAUAGGAAUCCCAGAAGGGAUAGAAAAGGCAAGGAGGGAACUGGGCCCUAGGACACGAGGGAGGUCAACCCUGUGGCCAGGGAACCCACUUCAGAGUGCAAGAACGCCAGCCUCCAGCCGGUGUUUACUGAGAUUCUGUCUUGACUGUCCUGUGCCCUGGAAAAGUAGCAAUAGCAUCUACCCCUUAGAGCCCUCUGGCUAGAGGAGCCACCAGUGGAAAGACCCUUUGUCCUCUGGUGUUAACGCCUUAAUGUCCCUGUCUUUACUGUAAGUUACUUCAGAUCAUUUUUGGAAGUAGGUGUGGUACAGUCCUUAGUGAAUGAACGCUUGGGGAGGAAAAGUAGACUGGCUGGAUACAGCUUGGAGAACCAGCUGGCCUUGUUAGACAGCAGUUGAGCUUUCUCCAGCAUCAAGAGGUGAGCCACGCUGCUCUUACCUCCCACCUUUCCCUCCUUCCUGCCCCUGCAUAGGCACCCAGACUUGGAGAGACCCCUCCACUGUUAGUGAUUCUUUCCUCUUCCCAAAGAUCAGAACCCCCAAGGCAUUUUCUCGUGGUCUGUCUUGCUUUAUUGGCUGCCCCUCCCACUGCUGAGAGCUUCCCUUGACUGGCAGCAGCUCUGUGUCCAGGCUUUUGUCUGAACAUCCCAGCCCCUCUGCUCCUUCUGGAGCUCAACAUGUCAUGGAAAAGACUACCCCAUUGGUGAUGGAGGGCAGCUGAAGGGAGGAUACUGGGUGAAUUUCCUUUUCAACAUUUCUGGCGUAUGGAUGCCCAGCCUGUGCUUGAGCAUUUAGGUGACAGGGAGUUUCCCACCUCCUGAGGCCCUGGUUCUAUCGUAGGAUGAUUCUAAUUGCUAGAAAUUCUUCCCUAUAAUGAACAAAUUCUGCUUUCCUAUAAUUUCUACCUGUUGGGCCUUGUUCUGUUCUCUGGAACUAAACAGAACAACCAUUUACCCUCCUUUUCAAACUAGAGAAUAAAGAUUUGGUUUUAGAACUGG